Messenger RNA from Klebsormidium nitens, 2020 nucleotides. The record is from the annotation of a GenBank genome assembly. NCBI's taxonomy places the organism in Eukaryota, Viridiplantae, Streptophyta, Klebsormidiophyceae, Klebsormidiales, Klebsormidiaceae.
CUGCACUGCACUCGAUCUGCAGACUCGGAGCAAAGUUGGAGCAGCUCAUGCAGCUUUGGACCUGGUGAAUGCGUCGCUGCCAGGGCCAGUGGCAGGGGCUCAUUUGUAAGGGAUGGCAGCUCAUUCGGAGCUUCCAGCUUGAGAGGAGGGGUCCUGGAAGCUCCAUCAGAGCAGGAAGGGUUUUCUGGUCGUGCACGCCCUCAGAGCUGGAUGUUCAAGUCCUAACCAGCUAGUCAUGGCUUCUUUUUCUACACUCGUCCUAUUUCUGACGUUUGCACUUGCAAGUGGUGCUUCCCCUCUGAAUGGCGCUUCGCACGAAAUUUCGUCAGAGCUGCGACCCGGCGAGGACGCCACUCUUGUCUUGCCGGCACGCGUUCGCAUUACCCCCAAAUGGCGCAUCCUCCACCCUCACAAAGCCUUCUCUGUGGUGCACGUGAAUAUCUCAGCAGGGCCUUCAGUCAAGGCCGAGUACUGUCUGCACCAGAAUGAGUCGCUUGAGGCUGGCUCGUGCGUGGCAUGGGGGGCAAAGUCAGGGCUGCUCCUGAAGGGCAUCCCGAGGGUGGAAACAAAGUCGCCGUUCGAGCCUGCGUUCCUGGACGUGAACACGAGCGCAAAGGGCUUGGCGGGGAAGCAUGCGACGGUGGCGGUCACUGAAGACUUCCAGCCGCACCGCCUCAUCUUCUUCCUCCUCGGCCAUGCGUUCCUGCUCGUAGCGCCACUUGUCAGCACCUCACUGGCGUUCUACUACGGCUCCGGCAUGAUGUUCGGCGUCAUCCUGGUCGCCGUUUUUAUUGCUUUCCAGAUGAGCCGCCUGCUGCCCGUCAACCGCAAGAAGGCCUGGAACGCACUCAUCCUCGGCUCCAUGCUUGGUUUGAGCACCAUGGUGUGGGACAGCAUCCAGAGCCUCUUGGUCGGGGCGCUGCGGAACCUCGGGCUGGAUCAAGGAGCAGAGACACUGGUCUUCCCCUUCGCGGUCUUGAUCGUGCUGCUCAUUGGCGCGUUCCUGGGGUUCUGGCUCGUUCGAAAGUUCGUUUUGGACGCGACGGGCAGCCCGGACAAGGACACGGCGACCUUCGUGGAGUGGGCCAUCAAGCUGACGGCGUUCCUCAUGCUGUUUCUGAGUUCGAACGAUUGGGUCUUUCAGAUCCUGUUGCCCCUCUCCGGAGUCGUGACGAUCUGGGGUUACAAAAUUGUGCGGGCACGCCUCAGCAAAGCACCAGAGGAGCCAGGAAUAUCAGACGACUUGGACGAGAUGGAGAUAGACGUCAGAACGCCUUCCCCAUCGUUUGACACGUGGCAGCAGCGGAAGCGCGAGCACCGGCGCAACUCUGCCUCUAGCGACUUGGACAUCGACCACACCGCGUUCCCAUCUAGUUUCCAGACGCCGGAUAAAAGCAAGCUUCACUCGGCGAGAGAAGUCGAGGAAGUGUCGCGGCAGCUUACGGAGAAAAGUCUUGCGGAUCUGAUGAAAAGCCCGCAGUUUACGGAAUGGUUGUCUUCGAAGGCCACGGAUAGGAUACAGGUGUCGCCGUUGUCGGCGCGAAGAAACAGGACACCGCAGGAGAUAGAGAAGACAGCGAGCGAAGGCGACAGUAUUGUGACGAAGCUGAAGUUCUGGUAGGAGGACUUGUGCAGGUAAAAGCCGUUAUAAAGUGAAGGUUCGUUUGGAAGAGUCCAAAGUUGCCUGCUAGGAUACAUAAGCGGUCUUGGUUGUGUGCUAUGGAAGGUCAAGCGGAUGGCAAAUACUUGCUCCAUGGUCUAGGUGGUUCCUUGUUUGUGACCAGAUAGGGUCUGGGCGACGGUCCGUAGUAGCACUCUGUAUUAGGGUCUACGGCAUUCAUGUAAGGUAAAUUUUGGCAACAAGAAGGCCUGCAACUUGGUAGGGGUUGACAGUAAUAGGAACGAAUUUGGAGAUCAGAAUUUACACGUUGCCAUGUCGGUCAUACCCUGCUAUGACCGACCAUGGUUGGCUCAAGGCAAAUGAUUGUAAGUGACCGAGCCGGAGCAAGUGUCUGCAGAU